UAUUUUUCACGUGACCGCAAAAACGCUCCCUCUAGGUAGAGAUGCAUCUACUGUGACGAUUAUUCAAACUUUCAAACAUGGCUGCUUAAACGUGAGGACUUAAACCUCACGAGCGGGAAUACUCAAUUUUCGAGGACAAAGGACUCUCUAAUUAAGGAGAGUCUAGCUGACGACAGUGAACAAGAGACAGAGGUGCAUCAUGGGAACACCCACACAUAUAUUCUAAUUUAACAGAACAGACUGCGUUAAUUUAGAUUCACAAAAAAGGAAUUAGUGAAGGAAAAUUAAUCGGAUCCAAAAUUAUGGGUCCUAUAGAAGUGUUCCAUGCUGGAGUUUCAUUCUCCAUGCAUAUGUAAUAUUCAAGGGAAGUAACUCUCACCUUGCUCCUUGCCAAGUUUUUGAUAAGGAGCUUGUAGGGAUUUGGGAGUUUUUAUCAGUUCUCAAGAGCAAAUUGUGUUCCAUACUAUUUGUGCGUUCUUUUUAGUGAGUGGAAUUAUUUCGGGGGGGAAAAUGAGUCGCAAAACGUGGUCACCUAGUAAAGAGAACCUUCUUCUUCAACAUCUUUCAAAACUGGAGCGAUCUCCAUCAACAGAGGAUCACAAGAAGUAUGGAAGUCAGUGCUCCAUAAAUCUGGAAGAUAAUUUAAUUGAUCUGCCGACAGAGCCAAAAAGGCGACGAAUAAUGGCAGACGACACUCCAAGCUCGAUGGGCAGUCAAGUGAGCAGUCAGAUGAGCAGUAGGUCGCACUCUCCCUCGCUCUCUGAGUUCCUUGACGAUAGUCUCAUGAGCACACCAAAUGCGUCCCCGUCUGGGACGUUGAAGGAACACUUCAGAAGAAAAUACAGAAAAGACGAGCUUUGGGCAGCCAUUGAAACCAACUACAAAUACCUUAUGGACAAGGGUAUUAUUGAAGCUUGUCAAACCCCAGAGAGUGAUGUGGAGGAAAUCAAAGCCAACUCAACUGUUUCGUUCGGCGAGUUCCUUAAGCAGUACAAGGAACUCUCUGAUUGGCUGAAAACUAUCCAGACCGCUCUACAACAGAAGGCGGCAUCCACUCUGGCACUUUCAGAGAAAUAUCUCAACCAGAGUUACUAUGAGGAGAUGCAGCGCUCCCCCAAACUUCAGCUGUGUAACGACUAUGGUAGACAGCUAAAACAGUGUCAACCUGUCCUUACUGAAGAAGUAGAUGUGUUUCUUAAAGAGGUCAACACCCAAUGGGAGACCAUACUGAAGGUUGUGACCCCCACCAACCUGAACCAGGACCCACAGUCUGUGAUCAAAGAUCUGGAGGCUGAUUUGGAGUGCCUGAAGAAAUGGUUGGAUGGAAUUGAGGACCAUCUGAGGUCCCAGAUGACAAGUUCCUGGCAAUAUGAGGAGCUGGAAGGGGUGCUUAAUGAACACAAGAUCCAGCAAAGUGACAUUGAAUCCCACUCACGAGUAAUUUCUGCCGUUCUCAAACUUAGCGACCAACUUCAUGACAACAACCUUGAUGAUGACUUUCUGGAAUCCGCCGCCCACAAUCUGGAGAGAAGAUGGCACGGUAUCUGGCUUCAGUCUCUUGAGUGGCAGUGCCGACUAGAGGAUGCAAUUAGCAGGAAAAAGGGAAUAUUCAACACUGGACCUUACCAGGACCCAUUUUCAAACUUGAGAGAUUAUACUGACGACGAUGAUGAUUAUGACUCGCAGGAUGUAACCAGUGGCGGUGAGGAUAGUUUCCCCGGCCUUGGUUACCGCGGUGACUUCAUCCAGUCACCACCUUUAUUGGACAGCAGUAAUCUGUCCCAGUCGUCAGAUUUUGACAAGAGUAGUGGAAAGGACAGUGCUGUUGCCAGCGAAUCUGAGCAAAAAACCAACUCAGAUAUGUCGGAAAAUUACCAAGAUUUGUCCGUGUCUACGAGUAGCGACUCGGAAAGGGAAUUCUUACGACAAAUCAAAAUGAAGAAACAUGACAGUCGAGAUAUUGGUUAUGGCAGUGAAAGUCAGUCUGAUGAAUUAGAUGGUCGUUACAAGGGUAUUACCUUUUCUGGCAUCAGUGGAAGGGUGCGGAAAACAUCUACAAAAUGUGGCGAUUAUUACGCCACAGUUGCAGUUGAUACCAGUUCCACAGAUAAAACAGAGGGGUGGAUUUCCACCAAUCCCGAUCAGACCUGUGAUGAUUCAGAUAUUAAUGCCCAGAUUCAGCAAGUUCUGAAACAGGAAGAACCAGAAAUGGAGGAUAUCCGUUACCUUAUCGACCAAGCAGACAUUAUGGUUCAACAAGGAAACACAUUCAAUAAGUCAUUCUCCCCACAGCGCACUGUAGCGGGUACAGGAGAAGUUGCAACUGAAUCUCAGCAAGAAUCAUUGUCAUCAUCAUCCUCCUCUGGUGCAAGGGAAAUGGUGGACAAAGGUGUUGGGACCAUUGAGAGUUCCUGUGAUGCUAGUGAUGAAGAGAGUGGUGAAUCAGAUGGUCACCAGGAAGAUGGCACUGAAACUAUGGACAGCGUUAUAGCAAGUGAAUACACUUCUGAUGAAAUGAGAAAUAACGUGAGGGAUUAUUCAAAACUGCCAAAACUAUACGAUACAAAUUCUUUGAGGACAAGGUUGAAAGGCAGCAGGAAAGAUCGACCUUGGAGUGUCAUUGAAAUGCCAGAUGUGAUUGAACAAAAACCUUUGUCAAAUUCAGAGAGUGCUAUAGAUAAACUAACUGCUUACAGUGACUCAGAAAUACCUUCGAACAAAUCUCGGAAAUCUUCACAAUCAUUAUCACCCACAUUCCCACGACAUCGAAUACGUAAAGCUCAAUGUGUUCAGCGUCCAGUUUCUCGAGAUUUGAUCCCAAAACGAUCUCAGAUUGGCGCAAAACGAAAACUUAAUCUCACCAUACCUGUAAGCCCACAUGACAAAACUUCAGGGACCGAAUCAUCGCAUAGUGCUUCUUGUAUCGUCACCCCAACUAACAAUGUAUAUAUUGAAACUGUACAUAUGGAAUUAGAACAAAAUAGAAGUGGUGUAAACUCAGAGACUAAAGAACUGAACUCAGAGAACAGUGCCUCAGGUAACGCCAGUGUAGUGCCUUUAAUAGAAACGUGUACGUCAGAGGACGAAGCCCUGACGCCACUGUCAGGCAAGAGUGGCCUGAUUUCAACAUUACAGAAUGCCAGGUUCAAAUCCAGUGGAAGCAGCCAAGAGGAGACAGACACUCAAGCUGAUCCUACAGUAGUGUCAGAGAUCGAUGAUGCAAACAAUGACGGAAACUUCUCAGAAAAUGCCUGGGACAAUUAUCAGGCUGCCUUGUACCCAACAGGAAGUGAAGAUCAGCCAGAGGAUGCAUUGACCUGGGAACCAGGCGAGAUGGAAUUUGAUGAUGAAUUCAGUCUACCCCAGUCCACAAUCCUGGCCACUCUGUUGGCACGUAGAUCUGAGGAGGAAUCCUUCAGUGGGGUGCCUCCAAAACUGGUACCGUCAAGUAAAGGAAACUUUGAGGACAGUGACUCGGACAUCGAGGAUCUGCACCACGUCCUUGAGGAAUCUAGAAUGCAGCUGAAAGUUGCUGACAGGUCCCUCAAGAAAAAGAGGAAAGACCCCCUAAAAACAGGGCUGUACCUGAACCCAGGCAAAUACGGUGAAUUGUUGGCCACUAUUGAGACAAACAUCAAAUGUUUGGAGGCUAUCAGUCAACACCUUGACCAGGCUGAUGUCACCGAGGCUGAUAUACAGACCAUUCAAGAUCUGUUGUACCAGUGGGAGAAGUUGCAUGCUUUGGCAUCUGAUAGGCGUAACCAGUCGCAGGAAGUAAAGACAAUGUAUGCAACAUUCCUGUCAGUAGAGGGUGUGGCUACAGAAGGGGUACCAGAAGCUGAGAAAAGGAAAUUUAAAAAUAUUGAGGACCUUAAAGCAAAUGUGCUGGAUGUACAGGAUAAAUUGAAGUUCUUGCAAUGCCAAAAACAGAUGUUAGGUGAUCUGAGAAAUGCAGCAACAACAUUCUCUACCCAGAAUCCUUCAGUAAAUAUGGCUGGCUUCCUGUGUCAAAUACAAAAUACCGAGGACAAGAUUGAUGAGCUUAUGCAACAGUGUACAAACCGUGUUAUGGAGCUGGAGCACAUACAGUAUGUGUGGCAGGAGUAUAAGGAGACAAGGUGUGAGCUUGAGUUCCUACUUACUCAGGAGCGAGAGCUGCUGGAGAGAAUUGCAUUCUCCCAGGAGAUGGAUGACCAGGGAUCACGUAUUGGUGUGGAGGCUGACCUGAAGAAGUUGGUUAACAACCUGGCUGUCUAUGAGGAGAAGUUGAUCACACUGCAGCGAUUACGUGCAGAACUGAUGGAUAUCUCAGAUGAAGAGAUGCAAACAGAUCUGACAGCCAGUAUCGCCGACAUUCGCAACCAGCUGUACGUGGCUCAGAGACAGUGCCAGGACAUGAUGGAUGCAGAUCUUCUCACUCGAGAACUCCAGGAGAAAGACGUUGAACAGGAUUCUGGUAUGGAAGUCGAAGACAGGAUGGAGGUUGAUGAGGUUGACUUUAUGUUUCAGAAGGUUGAAGCUGUUCCCAUGGAAACAGAAAAACCUAGGUUUAGAGAGGUUGCAAAGCCCAAGAAGAUAGUACCAAAGUUACCUGUGAAGAAGGAGUCAAAGGUACCAGACUGGCUGAAGUCAUUUCCGCUACAAGCCAUCGCAUUUGCUGUAUUCUUAGGGCUCAUGUAUUUAUUUGCUCCAAAGUCAUUACAUAAAUUACUUGAUUUCUCCCUGAGGUUUUCCCCAGAGCUGAAGUAUGUAAAUGGGCCACCUCCUAUGUAAAAUAAUGAUGUAUAUAUUCAUGAACUAAAAAAUGUAGUUAUAUUGGCCCUGAAAGGGUUAUAGAUAAAAACAGAUUGUGCUGGCCCUGUAUGUUGCAUAGUUGUACUGUGUAUUGGCCCUGGGUUGGUUAUAAAUAAAACAGAUUGUGCUGGCCCUGUUUGUUACAUAGUUGAGUUGUACAGAUUGGUCCAGUGGCACAUGUGUACGGAGUUUUGUGAGGAAGGUUUAAAAAAGUGCUAACUGUGAGACUGAAUAUUAUAUUUGUAAAAAAAAUGGUACUGAAACCGUUAACAAAAAAAGGAUGGAGGAAAUGUAAAUCAUAGGGUUAAAGGAAGGGAGAAUUUGUACAUAUAUUUGAAAUAUCUAGUAUGUUGAGAUUACACAGAAUAUUGACACAGUGAUUGAAGAAGAUUGAAAUGUGCAAAAAUGUAUUUGGUUGUGAGUUUUGCAUUACCGGUGCAAUGAUUUAUGAAAUACCUGUGUUCGAAAAUGGGAAAGAAGGCCAGAGGGCCGGGGGAGCUGUGAAUGUUUAUAGUUUGUUGUUAUGUACAGGGUAGCAUUAAGAAACACUGUAAAUACCUCAUAUAUUUAUAACUAAUUACUGCUGUUUAUAUGAACAAUAAUUAGUACAUUUUUUUAUGUAGAUUGCUUCAAGACGAUAAAUAGAAUAGGCAAAAAAAAACAUAUCAUAUAAGCACUUUAUUGAAACUUUAUUCAAAUUUUGCAUGAAUAUAAGGUGCUUCAUAUUGGAUUAGGAACAGAAAUUCUGUUUCUGAAGCUUAAAAUUAGACUUAAUAUAUGAAGUGUAAGUAGAAGAUGGAAUUAUCUGAAAAUAUUAUAAGAUUGUACAGGCCAACUUGUGGCUAAUGUUUACAUGUCGUUCAUGAGACAAAAUGUAGACAAACAUUUCUGUAACUGGAAAUACAGAAGUACAUGAAGAAAAAUCCCGGAUUUGACAGUCACUGAAACAGUGGCAAUUUACCAUAUUUAUGACUUACUUUACCAGCAUGGAGAAAACUUGGGGCUUGUCAAUGACAGUCUAGUAGAGCUGUCUGGAAGAGAACUCUGUUAUGUGUAUGUAAUGAAAGUAAGAAAUAGAUAUUUGUUUGUGGAGGUCAUUAUUCAUAUGUCCUUGACAUGGUACAUGUAAAAGAUUUGUACUUGCAAUAUGCUGGUAUGAUAUAUAUAGUGUUGUGUAACAAAUACUGCAUAUUGGUCUUAUAAUCAGUAUCAUUGAGAAAAUACUGUAUAAAUAAGUAUUUAUAAUGGACAAUUUUAUACUUUAUGCAUGUGAUAUUGAGAAAAAUGAACUGAAAAAAAAAAUGAAAAUAAGAAAAUUGUCAUGAAAAAUAUUUUUAAAAAUGCUAAGAGAAAAUCAGGGAAGUAAAAUUCUCUUUAAAAAAAAAGAUUACUUAGGUUGUAACAGCACAUUGUGAGUACAAAAACUAUUUUGGGUGUAUUGUAUGGAUGAAGCUGGGAUGUGUAGAUAUUUAAUUAAGCAAAUUGGAAACAUGGUUCAGAGUUCUUUGAGAGUGCAGUAGCACUGAAAGGAAGUACAGUACUUCACUGUAGAAACAAAUACUACAGAAGCAGUUACACUGCUAAAUGUCCAUUUGUAAAUGUGACAUUAUUUUGCUGCCAGUAUAUGGUUAGCGUAAAACAGAUGUACAAAAAAUGUGAAAAUUGUGCAUCAUAGGGGUAAAGUGUUAGUAACCAUUGAUUUGGUGAAGAAAUGCAAUGCGGAAGUUGCAUGCAACAGUGGAUGAAACUCCACAGAAUUAUUGGGGAUUUUUUUUUGUGUUAGAGCCAUCAGCUCCACAAAGUAACUGUUAGUGUGUUGACAGUUGAAUUAAUGUUAUAUCCAGAAGAAAAAAACUGGAUUGGCGAAGUUACUGCCCCUGAUUAUGAAAAAUGGUAUGAAUAUGCCAAAACUUUUGCUGUGUUUAUAGCAAUGUGGACAGUCAUAUUGGUCUGCUUGAUUCUUAUUGCAGAAAGAGGCUGUUUAGUUAUUAUUAUGACUUGUCAGUGAACUCCAUGCUGAAGAACAUGUUCUGUGUUGGGCUUGACCGGCCUCAUUUAUCAGACAUGUUACCAUAUUAUGUGACAUAAGGAACAGUUGAGUUGGAAAUAAAUAGUUUCCUCCACAAUACAGGUGAAAAGUACCUAGUAUGUAUUGCAUACUGAAACUUUUUGUACUGCGUCUGCUGCAAAACAAAUUAUUGUGAAUGGAAAAAGCCUUACCAGAGGUGAGCAAGAUAAAAGGUUUUGGAACGAUAAAAGUUUUAUUGUGAAUAUUGUAAAAAGUGGACACUUGUGUAUGAAAAAAAUAAAAAAGUAUAAAAUUUGAGAAAAAUCUGAUAAAAAUAUAAAAUGAGCAUACAGAUUUGUAUCAGUUUUUAUUGUGACCUUAAGUUGAAAUGUAACAAAAAUGAGAAAUAAAUGAGAAAAAAAUUGGUGAAAGAAUUUUUU
Molecule: messenger RNA, 7242 nt
Organism: Mercenaria mercenaria
Lineage: Eukaryota; Metazoa; Mollusca; Bivalvia; Venerida; Veneridae
Exons: 17
Coding region: 511-4773 (1420 amino acids)
Source: RefSeq, a predicted model, not a curated record